Messenger RNA from Chrysochloris asiatica (Cape golden mole), 444 nucleotides. RefSeq names its product family with sequence similarity 216, member B (gene FAM216B). NCBI's taxonomy places the organism in Eukaryota, Metazoa, Chordata, Mammalia, Afrosoricida, Chrysochloridae. The transcript is spliced from 3 exons. The coding region runs from base 1 to 444 and encodes 147 amino acids. The record is from RefSeq and is a predicted model, not a curated record.
AUGGGAGAAAAUAGGAGAAGACAACAAAAGCUUCAGAAUGUUCCACAGAUUCCUUGCAUACGAGUCCCUCCAUCUGCCUCAGUCACUUCAUUACUGAAGAACCUGAGCCGGGGGCAGCAGCGCUACUUGUACAAUAUCAUGAAGAUUUACGACUGUGGCCCCCAAUGGGAGGCCCUGCAGACCCGCCACAUUGACAGUCUUCAACACCAGCAGUUCCUUGGCUAUAUUACUCAACAGGAAGUGUGGACUUGUGCUUCUGUCCUGAAAGAUUCAGCUAAGAGAGCCUCGGCCAAGGCAGCCCACCAAAGAGCCAUGCUACCCCGAAAGUUUUCAGCUGGGACAACAAAAAGGCCACCAGAAAUAAGACCUGUGUCUGUAUUUCCACCCAGGGCCCACAGCACAGGGCUCAGCUCUCUCAGGAAGCAUGGCUUCCACAAGUUUUGA